CUCUCCAGGCUGCUGCUCAAGGGGGAACGCUGCCGUGCCAGUGGCUUCUGCUCUGCUCCUACCGACUCGGACAACCAGGUUAUUUUUUUUGAGCUUUGCAAGGCUAUCUGCUGAUUGUGUAAUUCAGCUUGUCAAGGAAAAAAACCUGAUAAGCAGAAGCUCUUGCUGAAGAGGAGAAUCAGGUUGGCGCAGUGACAGAUGUUCGAAUAAAGAAGUUGGCUCAGAGAAGACGUACGGGGUCUGAUUUUUUUUCUUUUUUUUUUUUCCUCCCCCUCAAUCUGAAUGAAGACUAUCAUGGGAACUGCAUUCACAUGGUGAUCAAAAGAAACACUUGAGUGAUGAACUGCUUUUGCAGAAGUCGUCUAAGGCAGUAAUUUGAGCUUUUGUGUGCGGUAGCUAGCUUGUUUUGUUGAAGCAUUCCUCCUCAACAGUAUUUCUGCCUUGCGAAUUCCCCGAUGGAGAAGCCACAGCUACUGCCCGGUAAAGGAAAAAUGAACGCUCCGCAUUGCUUGUGUCCCUGAUGGAGUAACACCGGCUGCGUCGCUAUCGUUUGGGGAGGCUGGAUUCCACCGGCAACAUUAUUCAAGGAGUUCAUUGUCCCUGUGCUCUGACUCAUCGCAUGUAAAUGUGCUGCAGCCGUGCUGCACGUUGCAGCUAUUUUUCUUGCAUGGGAAAGAAUUAUUUUCCUCUAAGCAGGUCCUGAAUAGCUGCUGGAACCGAGAUGCGUUUUUCUGGCCGGGCUGUUUGUGGCAUUGAGAGAGGAAGCUGUCGAACGGCAGGAUGAUCAGGGGGCGCGUUUAUUUUCAGUCACCAGAAGGGCUGCGACGGCUGGUUUAAAACUGACCUUGCGGGAGCGGGGAAUAGCUGCGGCCGCCUCUCUCGGGGCAAUUGUUCCUUGUUCUGUCCUCGGCAGGACCGAGUCGUGUCUUCUGCAACAAUGGUUUCACUGUGGGGGUAGAAGGACGCUGUGGAAGUUGUGACAUUAACAAAGACAAAUUUGCUCGUGAAAGGACAGCUGUGUGCGACAGUGAGUGCUGUUCGAAUGGAAUUGGAUCUUGGGAUAUUUUUAUCAGCUGUUCCACAGUUUCGUUAUUGUGGUUUCGAUGCCUAGGGAAUUUUUAUUUUUAAAAGAACAACUUUUUUUCAGCAGUAUCUUGAACGUCUCAGGGUGCUUAAAUCUGAAAAAUGAAGUGUGAGGGGGGAUUGGAAUGUCCCUUUUUAAAUGCAAAUACAACAGCGGUAGCACUCGCAAGUUUGUAAGGGCAUGUGAAACAGGUGAAAGUAUUUCCUCUAUGGUCCCUACUGCUAUACCUGCCGUCUGGUUCCAAAAAUACCACUUCUAGCAUUUUUUUGUUUGCUUUUGCUUAUUCAAACUGUUCGAAUGAGUCGAGUCUGUAUUGUUGUUUUGGAGGAGGAGGAAGAUGAUUCUCCCACAUUUAUUUCCAAUUUGCCUCAGGAAAAUUUAUCUUUACGUCCAUCGCCCUCUGGAAAUGUGCUGCCACCAUUGGUUCAAGCUAUAUUUAAUGGAGAUCCGGAUGAAGUUCGAGCACUAAUAUUCAAGAAAGAAGAUGUUAAUUUUCAGGAUAAUGAGAAAAGGACCCCUUUACAUGCUGCUGCCUAUCUGGGAGAUGCAGAAAUUAUUGAACUACUUAUUUUAUCUGGAGCUAGAGUUAAUGCCAAAGACAGCAAAUGGUUGACUCCUUUACACAGAGCUGUAGCAUCUUGUAGUGAGGAUGCUGUUCAGGUGUUGUUAAAGCAUUCAGCAGAUGUCAAUGCUCGUGAUAAAAACUGGCAGACACCGCUACACAUAGCAGCUGCAAACAAAGCUGUGAAGUGUGCUGAGGCUUUGGUGCCUCUCCUAAGCAAUGUAAAUGUGUCUGAUCGAGCAGGCAGAACUGCAUUGCAUCAUGCAGCCUUCAGUGGACACGUUGAGAUGGUCAGCUUACUGUUGUCUAGAGGGGCCAAUAUUAAUGCAUUUGACAAGAAAGACAGACGAGCUAUACAUUGGGCAGCAUAUAUGGGUCAUAUUGAAGUUGUGAAAUUACUCGUGACUCAUACAGCUGAAGUGACAUGCAAAGACAAGAAAUCAUAUACACCUUUACAUGCUGCAGCAUCUAGUGGGAUGAUCAGUGUAGUCAAAUAUCUUCUGGAUCUUGGAGUUGAUAUGAAUGAACCAAAUGCCUAUGGAAAUACUCCUCUCCAUGUAGCUUGUUACAAUGGGCAAGAUGUUGUAGUGAAUGAACUCAUAGACUGUGGUGCUAAUGUAAAUCAAGUAAACGAGAAGGGGUUUACACCUUUGCACUUUGCCGCUGCAUCAACACAUGGAGCAUUGUGUUUAGAGCUUUUGGUCUGCAACGGUGCAGAUGUAAAUAUAAAGAGUAAAGAUGGGAAAACACCUUUGCACAUGACAGCCAUCCAUGGUAGAUUUUCAAGAUCCCAAACCAUCAUUCAAAAUGGAGCUGAAAUAGACUGUGAAGAUAAGAAUGGAAAUACCCCUUUGCACAUAGCAGCUAGAUAUGGCCACGAGCUAUUAAUCAACACACUGAUUACGAGUGGUGCUGACACUGCAAAGCGGGGUAUACAUGGGAUGUUUCCUCUCCAUUUGGCAGCAUUAAGUGGAUUUUCAGACUGCUGCAGAAAGCUCCUCUCAUCAGGUUUUGACAUUGACACACCAGAUGACUUUGGCAGGACUUGUCUUCACGCAGCUGCAGCUGGAGGGAAUUUGGAGUGCCUAAAUCUUCUGCUAAAUACCAGUGCAGACUUCAAUAAAAAGGACAGAUUUGGAAGAACUCCACUCCAUUAUGCUGCUGCCAAUUGUAAUUAUCAGUGCCUGUUUGCCCUUGUGGGAUCUGGAGCUAGUGUGAAUGACCUUGAUGAGAGGGGUUGUACACCUCUGCACUAUGCAGCUGCAUCAGACACAGAUGGGAAGUGCCUGGAAUACUUGCUAAGAAAUGAUGCCAAUCCGGGGAUCCGAGACAAACAAGGAUACAAUGCAGUUCAUUAUUCAGCGGCUUAUGGUCAUCGCUUGUGUCUUGAAUUGAUUGCAAGCGAAACACCUCUAGAUGUUCUAAUGGAAACAUCAGGUACUGACAUGCUGAAUGAUUCAGACAACAGAGCACCUAUAAGUCCACUGCAUUUAGCUGCCUAUCAUGGCCACCAUCAAGCUCUGGAAGUGCUGGUACAGUCACUGCUGGACCUUGAUGUGAGGAAUAACAAUGGAAGGACACCACUGGAUCUUGCUGCCUUUAAGGGCCAUGUGGAAUGUGUAGAUGUGCUCAUUAAUCAGGGAGCAUCCAUCUUGGUGAAAGAUUAUGUUGUAAAGAGAACUCCAAUACAUGCUGCAGCUACAAAUGGUCAUUCAGAAUGUUUGCGGCUAUUGAUAGGAAAUGCAGAACCACAGAAUGCAGUGGACAUUCAAGAUGGAAAUGGACAGACUCCUCUGAUGAUGUCAGUUCUCAACGGGCACACGGACUGCGUUUAUUCACUCCUUAACAAAGGAGCAAAUGUAGAUGCCAAAGAUAAGUGGGGAAGGACAGCAUUGCAUAGAGGGGCAGUUACUGGGCAUGAGGAAUGUGUGGAAGCAUUGCUUCAACAUGGUGCUAAGUCCUUACUACGAGACUGUAGGGGACGAACCCCUAUACACUUGUCAGCUGCCUGUGGCCAUAUAGGUGUUCUGGGAGCUCUCCUGCAGUCAGCUACAUCAGUGGAUGCAGUACCUGCAAUAGCAGACAAUCAUGGCUACACAUCACUGCAUUGGGCCUGCUAUAAUGGUCAUGACAGUUGUGUAGAGCUGCUUCUGGAACAGGAAAUUUUUCAGAAAAUGGAAGGAAAUUCUUUCAGUCCCUUGCAUUGUGCUGUGAUAAAUGACAAUGAAGGUGCUGCAGAAAUGUUAAUUGAUACGUUAGGUGCUGGUAUUGUAAAUUCAACAGAUUCGAAAGGAAGAACUCCUCUGCAUGCAGCAGCGUUUACAGAUCACGUUGAGUGUCUACAGCUUCUGCUUGGUCACAGCGCUCAAGUAAAUGCUGUAGAUUCUUCUGGGAAAACACCUUUAAUGAUGGCUGCAGAAAAUGGACAGACGAAUACAGUUGAGGUGCUGGUUAGCAGUGCUAAGGCUGAUCUGACUUUGCAAGACAGUUCUAAGAACACAGCACUCCAUUUGGCUUGCAGUAAGGGUCAUGAAACUAGUGCCUUGUUAAUACUGGAGAAGAUUACGGAUAGAAACCUCAUCAAUGCCACCAAUGCAGCCUUGCAAACACCUCUGCAUGUUGCUGCUCGAAAUGGACUAACGGUUGUAGUUCAAGAGCUUUUAGGGAAGGGAGCAAGUGUACUUGCUGUAGAUGAAAAUGGUUACACACCGGCUUUGGCCUGCGCACCCAAUAAGGAUGUGGCCGAUUGCCUGGCUCUCAUUUUGGCCACCAUGAUGCCUGUUUCAUCAAGCAGCACAUUACCUGCACUUACCUUCAAUGCCAUUAAUCAUUACACCAACGCCUCAAAAACUGUCACCUUUGAUUCCUUGCCAAUCAUGAGGAGUGACCACAGCUCUUACUGUACUUUCAACAACAUUGGCAGGGAAGGUGGCUAUCCAUAUACAGAAGACGACGAGCUCAAUGACUCGGAUUCUGAGACAUACUAGAAGCUACAUUUUGUAGGUCUGAGGAGUGAACCCUCACGCUGGAAGGUCAGACUUGUGCUGUUGGAAAGCUGGUGGUGUUUGAAUAUAGAAAGAGGACAGACCUUUGAGAAGAUGUUUUUAUUGUGGUUGCAUAAAAAAAAAUCGUGAGACUCUAGGAAGAUUUUUAAGAGCAUAUUUUGCAGAAGAAGCAUGAAUUCUUGAAUAAGUACUUGGAAUCCAUGGCAAAAAAAAAAAAAAAAGAAUGUCAAAACUGUUUUAUUUAACGGUAUUAAUACCAUUCUGUUUCUGGUGCCGGGAGUAAUUCCUGCAGACUGGGCACCCGACUUGAUGUAAAUGAACAACACUAUUGUUCAACACAAAGGAUGCUAGAUUUAAAUAUUCUCAAUAAAACUAAAACCAUUUUGAAGGCAAUAAAUGAGUUUGGUACAGUAGGCAUUGUUUGUGCUGCAAAUUGCCAAAGGACCAAAUAACUUAAAGAUUUUUUUAAUUAAAUAAAUUUUUGUGAAAACUGGAAUAGGUUAUUUGAGAAGUUGUUUCAACCAAACGUUAAUUACUUCUGGAAAAGAAGCUUAGAUUUGGGUUUAAAUGUUGAAUUUUAUUUUUUUUAAUUCUCUGAAAGCCUUCCGACACUAUUAAAUGUACCAUGAAAGAAAGCAGAUGUACUUUUAAGUUUUAUUUUCUUUUUCGUUUAGAUGAAAUGAAAAUGAUCUUGUCAUACUUUUAUAAUACUGAAGUUAAACCAGCUAACAAGGUGAAGUCAGGGUGAAAAAUGUACAGUGUAAUAAACAAGGGAAGGGGUGGGAGAUGUGGGAGGGAAGCAGUAAUUGUUGCACAGUUUUAGGGAUUUUUUAACUUGGGUUUUGGAUUGAGAUUUUUCUUAAUUUAAAAAUACACGAGUAACUUGGAAACUAUGAAAAUGCGUAAAAUGAAUUGAAAUGUCUUGAUAACCCUCUUGUGACUGAGAGUUCUUUUCCAUAAUUUAUCCACUUCCUUACAUCAUAAAUUUGUAUGUAAGAUUAAAAUUGUUUAUCCCUAUCACCUUUUUUUUUUUUUAAUCCCGGAGUUACAAAGUGGGGGGGAGGUGAAUUUAAAAGUAUAUUUCCCUAUUAGAGAAAAAAGUACAGUGUCUGGUCUGUGGGAAGAGCUGUGUAUCUUUGUUGUGCUCCAUUUAGAAAAUAAACAGCAGAAACAGGUCCCUGUAACGUAGUUCAGACUUGCCCAAAUAUUUUUUUUUAAUUUAUAACAGACUACUCUGGUUUUUUUUAAUUGCCUGAAGAAUGAAAAACUGACAUAAGUAAGCUGAAGUUUUGUCUGUUAAAUAUGAAUAUUUACUUUAUUUGGCUCUGCUUUAACUAUAACUGUUACUUUUCAAGUGAAUUUGUUUAUGUACAUGCAAGGAAUCCUUGCAUGUCCUGGCAAAGUACAAAUAAAUUACUACAAACCGAUUCCAAUUUCAUUUUUAUCCUUUUUUUUUUUGUAUUGUGAAACUGGAAACGUUUGUAAAUUACAGCUGCUUUUCUGAACAUAGUGUGGAAACACGGGACAAUAUUUUGAUCUAUUUGAUAAUUUUGUGGGGUUUUUGAAGAAUUAAUGAGCAUGUACAUAGAAAUAGUGGCUGCUUGAAUACUGUAUUUACCUGCACUCUUUCAGUACUUCAAGAAUCCUGUAUAUUUUACGGAGUAUAAUAAAAUGCAAAUUUGAGUUCUA
Manacus vitellinus (golden-collared manakin) is the source of this 6340-nucleotide messenger RNA. It is a transcript of the gene ANKRD28, whose product is annotated as ankyrin repeat domain 28. The transcript is spliced from 28 exons. Gene Ontology annotation, molecular function: protein binding. NCBI's taxonomy places the organism in Eukaryota, Metazoa, Chordata, Aves, Passeriformes, Pipridae. Gene Ontology annotation, cellular component: cytoplasm. The record is from RefSeq and is a predicted model, not a curated record. Bases 1382 to 4633 code for a protein of 1083 amino acids.